CCGCGGCGGCUCCACAUGUUCCCCGGGAUCAUCAGGACGCAGGAACCGGAUCGGGACCGGAUCCGUGAGUGAGCUGCAGCCGGACUCUGCCUCCCUGAGAUGGGCUCUGCCUGCGGAGCUCAGCGGCCUCUGCUGUAGUUGAGUGCGGACUGCGCUGCAGGCCCGAGCCCCCCCUCCCUCUAGCACCACCACCACCACCACCACCACCCCCCCACCCUGAAGGGUCCCUGAAGUAAUGUUAGCCGUGGGUCAGAUGGACGGGUCCCGACAGAGCGCCUUCCUCCUCAGCACCCCUCCUCUGGCGGCUCUGCACAGCAUGACCGAGAUGAAGACCCCUCUCUACCCGGCCUACCCGCUCUCCUCCACGGGGCCCAACUCCUCUACCUCACCGGCCACCACCUCCCCGAACCCGGGCGGGAUGGCCGUGUCCUCCCCCGGGAUCAAGAGCUCGUCCACGGGGCUGUCCUCGGGGCUCAGCUCCCCGCAGCAGUGCUCCUCCGCCACCCCUCACGGGAUUAACGACAUCCUGAACCGGCCCACCGCCGCCGGAGUCGCCGUGGCCUCCUCCUCCUCCUCCUCCUCCUCCUCUUCCUCCUCCGCGGGGAUCCUGUCGGGACUCCCCCGCUUCAGCAGCCUCAGCCCGCCGCCCCCUCCCGGACUUUACUUCAGCCCGAGCGCUGCGGCGGCGGCGGCGGUGGCGGUGGCCCGGUACCCGAAGCCCCUGGCCGAGCUGCCCGGGAGGACGCCCAUCUUCUGGCCGGGGGUGAUGCAGACCCCGCACUGGAGGGACGCCAGGUUCGCGUGUUCCCCCCAUCAGAACUCAGUUCUACUGGACAAGGACGGGAAGAGGAAACACACGCGGCCCACGUUCUCAGGGCAGCAGAUCUUUGCGCUGGAAAAGACUUUUGAACAAACUAAAUAUCUGGCGGGGCCCGAGAGAGCGCGGCUGGCCUACUCCCUGGGCAUGACGGAGAGCCAGGUCAAGGUCUGGUUCCAGAACAGACGCACCAAGUGGAGGAAGAAGCACGCGGCGGAGAUGGCCUCGGCCAAGAAGAAGCAGGACUCGGAGACGGAGCGGCUCAAGGGGACGUCGGACAACGAGGAGGAGGACGACGACUACAACAAACCGCUGGACCCGAACUCUGACGACGAGAAGAUCACACAACUCCUGAAGAAACACAAGCCGGGCUCCGCGCUGCUGCUGCAGCCGCACACGUCCGAAACCGACAGCUCCUAAUGAGUCUGGACCGGGACUGAUCCGGGUCCCUGGACCGGCAGGAGGACGCUGGACUGAGG
This is a messenger RNA of Mugil cephalus (flathead mullet), 1296 nucleotides long. RefSeq names its product NK6 homeobox 1 (gene nkx6-1). Lineage: Eukaryota; Metazoa; Chordata; Actinopteri; Mugiliformes; Mugilidae. Gene Ontology annotation, biological process: cell differentiation; regulation of transcription by RNA polymerase II. Gene Ontology annotation, molecular function: DNA-binding transcription factor activity, RNA polymerase II-specific; RNA polymerase II cis-regulatory region sequence-specific DNA binding. The record is from RefSeq and is a predicted model, not a curated record. The transcript has 3 exons. Gene Ontology annotation, cellular component: nucleus. The coding region runs from base 236 to 1237 and encodes 333 amino acids.